Molecule: messenger RNA, 3129 nt
Organism: Ceratina calcarata
Lineage: Eukaryota; Metazoa; Arthropoda; Insecta; Hymenoptera; Apidae
Product: dnaJ homolog dnj-5
Exons: 6
Coding region: 108-2630 (840 amino acids)
Source: RefSeq, a predicted model, not a curated record
UAUUCUAUCCGUUUCGAUGUGUUAGACAAUUAUUUUGAAUACAAUGUGAACCAACAGCCACCAGCGAUAUAUGUACAUAUUUCCUGACAAAUAAACCCUGGCACACGAUGGCAGAGCAACAGCAGUCGUCCUCUGGGUUUAAACGCAUGUCCUUAGACAAAAUUAUCGAGGCAAUGACUUCAGACUUGGAGAGUUCUAACGGGCAUUACGUUCAAUUCGGAGUGAACCCUCAGCAAACGACGUCUCACAAUUGGGGUGAUUAUCCUUCGAGUCAGAGGCAUUACAUGGCUGGUCAGCCUCCUCAUUCUAGUCCUCCACCUAUGCACCAGCCGAUGAGCUCCAUGGGUGCUCCUUUGUACAUGCAGAACAACAUGACGAGCUAUGAUUCCACUGCGGAUUCGAUUUACUUUCCGUCUCAGGCGGUGAAUCAUUUGGGGAUAAACGAGAAUAAUGAUCUGAUCGGGACUAUUGACGUCGGUGGACGGAAUUACAUUAACGUGAUUUACGGGAACGCUUCACAGAUCAUGGCUGAACAGUGCCAGCUUUUAAACAUGACGUCUUACAGGAAUCAGAAUAUGAUCGACAGGGAGUACGGGCUGUUCAACGAUCAGCACAUGGCCGCGAGUCCUGAGUUGCCUACGCAGAAUUUCAACGGGAAACAGUUGAUCGAGAACUUGGUUGGUAACUGGGUACCAAAUCAGUCUGGCACUUACAGCCCGUUCGGUGGAUCGCAGAACGUCACGCCGGUACAAUCGAACGUCGACGUGAGAGAUCCGGAAGAGUUACCGAGAACUCCGACCGAUGCGCAUUAUAAGAAACCUCGUGCGGUGGCGGAGGUGAAACCUAUGCGGCCUUCUUAUUCCGACGUUUUAACGAAAUCAGUUCCAACACCGCCGUCCCCUUUGACCAUUCAAUCCUCCAAGCCGAAAACAGAAUCCGUGAGCAAGAAGGUUUCUAAUAAGAAUUCUAAGAAUAAGUCGAAGUCUACAACGUUGAAGAGGCAGAACUCCUCCGGCAGCGACGAUCACAAUUCACCGAAGAUGCAGAUACCCCGGAAGACACUGGAGAAGAACUCUAAUCUACCGAGACGUUGGGUAUCGUUGGACAAUCUCGGUUCUCCAACGGAAUCCCAUGAAAUCAACACUUUCGAUAGAUCUACUCAGUUCGAAAAGAGGAAGGUUCCCAAGCUGGCGAAGAAAGUGGAAAAGGGGGAGACGCUUAAUAACUCGAAAGUUCAAACUAAUCCUAAAUCCACGGGGAACAUUCCCAAACGUCCUAUACAGAUAAACAAUAAUUUAAACAUAACGAACACUUCCAGUCAAACAGUCUCCCCGGAGAAGAUCGAGAAGAAUCAGCAGGUGAUAAACAAGGCCAAGGAUGACAAGAAGAUUAAGGAAAAGAGUUCGAAACGUUUUCAAACUGAUAAAACGCAGCAGAUUAAGAAAGCUCAGAGAAAUCGUAGAAGGGAGAACAGGGAAUCUCCAGUAAAGGAUUUAUAUAAAAGCUUGAAUAAAUACGCCAGUCACUGGAUUAAAAUUGGAUUGAAGAUAUUUCACUGGCUGUUGCAUUUGGUAUCAGACGUAGUAAGCAUGAGCUGCAAUCUUACAAUUCUUCUUGGCAAGUGCGCGUGGUACCACACUAUAUUGUAUUUCAAAUAUUCCUGGGUGUAUCUGGCCAUGACGUUCUCCAAGAUUCGCAUUUUGAACGCAAUUGGGAAACAGCUGGACAGCUGGUUCGGCAACAGUAGAUUCGCGUUCUGGCGUAAGAUUAAGACUAAGAACGAAGAGAAGGAAGAUAAUAGUAACUGGAUCCACGGUGGUCUCGAAGCUAACAUCGCACUACCCAGCACCGGUGAGGAGGCUAUGAAAAGACUGUUGGCCUGCAAAGGGAAGGACCCUUACAGCAUACUCGGCGUCACGCCGACUUGCUCCGACGACGAUAUUAAAAAGUAUUACAAAAGGCAGGCUUUCCUAGUUCACCCUGACAAGAAUAAUCAACCGGGCGCGGAGGAGGCUUUCAAAAUACUCGUUCAUGCAUUCGACAUCAUCGGCGAACCGGAACGUCGACAAGCGUUUGAUCAGACUAGACAAGCGGAGGCUGCCUGGGGCGUGUUAAGCGAUCUGCUCUCUCAGCUUCAUAGGAAAAUAGAACAGGCGGCUAACACGAUAAGAUGCACCAACUGCGGUUUGAGACACAAGAGGAUCCCGACUCAGCGGCCUUGCUACGCGGCGCGGUUCUGCGCUCAAUGUAAAAUACGACACAGCGCGAAAGAGGGAGAUAUCUGGGCCGAGUCUCGUUUGAUGGGAUUUCUCUGGCAUUACUACGCCUGCAUGGAAGGUGCUGUGUACGACGUCACUGACUGGGCGGCUUGUCAAGCUGGAAAUUUGAAACAUUUAAGAGCGAACACGCACAGCGUGCAGUACAGAAUCGUGCUGGGUCAAAGGCCACCCUCGCAAAUGAACAACACCGGUAAAAGGCGGCAGCAGAUAGAUCCGAACACGAGCGAGACCGACUUUGAAGAUUUUUUAAAUAAUUUGUACAACCAUAACAAGACCGGGAACUCGAGUACAUCGGAGCAGAACUCCUUCGGGGGUGAUUCCAAACGCCGUAAGACCAAACGCAAGAAGUGAAAAACCGACGAUGGCAAGUUACUUUCUGAUUUUUGGCACCUCCGUCAUGUGUAAUUAUACAGUAAUAUAAAAAGAUUCGUUUAUCAAUUCUUAUACUCUUUUUCCUUUAUACAAAUAUAGAUGAUAGCACAAAGCGUUUUAAUUGUAUCAGAGUGGAUUUUAAAAAAUGUUUGCCCUUCGCGUUUUCUUCGUCUGUCUUUUCUUUUUUUUUUUAUCACCACCAGUGAUCGAUUGUUUUUAAGAAGAUUGUAUAUACUUGGCGCAAGAACGUUGCAGAGUACAAUUUGUUUAAUAUAGCUAGGCGACGAAACUGUUUGUUUGACAUUAGCAGAUAUUUUAAUUAUCCAUUUAUAUACGAGGAUUAAAUUGUACUUUUCUAGACCGAUAAGAUAUAAUUUACUUUAACUUGUAUUUUAAGAAACGAGAAGUGAUGAGCAGCCGUACUAAAAAAAAAACUGUUGGAAUGUAUUGAAUUAAAGUAAGGCGAAAAGGAGAACGA